Molecule: messenger RNA, 732 nt
Organism: Aspergillus pseudoviridinutans
Lineage: Eukaryota; Fungi; Ascomycota; Eurotiomycetes; Eurotiales; Aspergillaceae
Exons: 1
Coding region: 1-732 (243 amino acids)
Source: RefSeq, a predicted model, not a curated record
AUGCACCGCCAGACACGCUCUCACGCGGCACCACCCGCCACAGACGCGCUCAUAGCGGCCAUGCCCACCACCCCGGGUUACCCGGACUCGGACCUACCCUACUCCAAGGAAGAAUCUCGAAUCGUCAAGGACCUGUGCCGCUCACUCAACCUCACCCCGCAUGCCCCAGACCCAACGCGAGACAGCAUCCUAGCCACUCUUCGCCACAGCGCCAUUUUCUACUACGCUGGCCACUUCUUGAUCGAAGCCAACGGCGGUUCUAUGCAGAGCUACCUCCUCCUCCGUAACUGGAUGGACUGGCCGCUGGCCAUGUACAAUCUCCUAGAGCUCCGCCGUGAAUCACGCUCACAACCAUUCCUAGCUUAUCUAUCCGCCUGCUCAACAGGUAAGACAGCUGAGAGCACACUGCUCAACAAGGCGGCGCAUUUCAUGAGUUUCUUCCAGCAGGCUGGUUUCCGGCAUAUCAUCAGGACGCUGUGGCCUGUCUCAGAUAGAGCAAGUAUAGAGAUGGCGCGGACUGUCUAUCAGAUGCUUGUGGAGGAGGGGAUGGUCAAUGGUGUAGUGGUGAAGGCGCUUCAUCAGGCAAUGCAGGCACUUCGCGAUGCAUCUAACAGUAGUAUGCUAGCUGCAUCAGGGGAGAGAGACCCAAAGCAAAUGAGGAGCAGAAACAAGAAACCAGCUCAUCAGAAUCGUGAGUUUGGAUGGGUCCCGUAUUUUAAAUAUGGCAUUUGA